Molecule: messenger RNA, 6946 nt
Organism: Oncorhynchus kisutch (coho salmon)
Lineage: Eukaryota; Metazoa; Chordata; Actinopteri; Salmoniformes; Salmonidae
Product: transient receptor potential cation channel subfamily M member 7-like
Biological process (GO): protein tetramerization; monoatomic cation transmembrane transport; protein phosphorylation
Cellular component (GO): plasma membrane
Molecular function (GO): ATP binding; calcium channel activity; protein serine/threonine kinase activity
Source: RefSeq, a predicted model, not a curated record
UCACCUUUUAGACUUUGAGACUGGAGCGAUUAUGUGGUGAGGGACAGAGUGUGAGAGAGGAAGAUAUAGAGUGACAGAUGGUAUCUGUGGAGAUCUGUUGAUGCUGGUGUGGUUGGUUGGCCAGGAGAUGCGUGAAGGUUAUUUGGUAUGUUCCUGUACUCAGCCCUUGAACACCACCGCGAUGAAGAAGAGGACAACUUCCAGUCCCAGAAAUCCUGGAUAGAAAGCACUUUCACCAAGAGGGAAUGUGUCCACAUACUUCCAGUGUCGAAAGACCCCCACAGAUGCCUUCCAGGAUGUCAGAUCUGCCAGCAGUUGGUGAGAUGCUGCUGUGGUCGGCUGGUACGGCAGCAUGCUGGGUUUACAGCCAGCCUGGCCAUGAAGUACUCAGACGUGAACUUGGGUGGGGGGGCAGAGGGUGGGGUGCAGCCGGAGUUGGAGGAGUGGGCUGUGGACAAACACACACAGGAGAGCCCUACAGACGCUUACGGCAUCGUUAACUUCCAGGGAGGGUCGCACUCUUACAGAGCCAAGUAUGUGCGUCUGUCCCAUGACAGCAGGCCAGAGAGCAUCCUGAGGCUGAUGCUGAAUGAGUGGCAGAUGGAGCUUCCUAAGAUCCUCAUCUCUGUCCACGGAGGCAUCCAGAACUUUGACCUGCACCCCCGAAUCAAACAGGUGGUGGGGAAGGGCCUGAUCAAAGCUGCUGUCACCACCGGGGCAUGGAUCCUGACAGGAGGGGUUAACACAGGUGUUGCCAAACAUGUGGGUGAUGCGUUGAAGGAACACUGUUCUAGAUCUUCAAGGAAGAUCUGUACAAUUGGAGUCGCUCCCUGGGGCGUCAUUGAGAACCGCAAUGACCUCAUCGGGAGAGACGUUGUAGCCCCCUACCAGACGUUGCUGAACCCCCUGUCCAAGCUCAACGUGUUGAACAACCUCCACUCCCACUUCCUGCUGGUGGAUGAUGGGACGGUGGGGAAGUACGGAGCUGAGGUCCAACUACGCCGCGAGCUGGAAAAACACAUCAAACUGCAGAGGAUACACGCACGAAUUGGUCAGGGUGUUCCUGUGGUAGCGUUGAUAUUUGAGGGGGGUCCCAACGUAAUUCUGACGGUGUUGGAGUACCUUCAGGAGACUCCCCCUGUUCCUGUGGUGGUCUGUGAGGGGACUGGGCGUGCUGCUGACAUACUGGCCUAUGUCCACAAACAGACUGAGGAGGGGGGGGGUCUACCUGACGGUGUGGAGACAGAAAUCAUCGCUACGAUCAAAAAGACGUUCAACUUCAGCCACAGCGAUGCUAUGCACCUCUUCCAGACCCUUGUGGAAUGUAUGAAGAGCAAAGAACUGAUCACUGUGUUUCAUAUCGGCUCUGAGGACCACCAGGAUAUCGAUGUGGCAAUACUGAGGGCAUUACUGAAAGGCACCAAUGAGUCUGCGUUUGACCAGCUGGUUCUGACUCUGGCCUGGGACCGGGUGGACAUCGCCAAGAACCAUGUGUUUGUCUACGGACAGCAGCUACUGGUGGGUUCGUUGGAGCAGGCCAUGCUGGAUGCCUUAGUGAUGGACCGUGUGGAGUUUGUGAAGCUCCUGAUUGAGAAUGGAGUUAGCAUGCACAGGUUCCUUACCAUCACACGACUGGAGGAGCUAUACAAUACGAAACAGUCCCCUACCAAUCCCACGCUCUUCAACCUCGUAAGGGAUGUCAAACAGGGUAAUCUCCCCCCUAACUACAAGAUGACCUUAAUUGACAUUGGCCUGGUGAUAGAGUACCUGAUGGGCGGGACUUACAGGUGCAACUACACCAGGAAACGCUUCAGGAUCAUCUACAACAAUCUCCAUGGCAACAGCAGGAGGUCAGGUCGCCACUCUGCAGGGCCUGGGUCCCACCUGAGGAAGAGCCAAGAGUCGUUCAGUAUCCAGGCCGACAAGAAGGAGAAGACCAGGCACAACCACUUCAUCAAGACUGCACAGCCAUACAAACCCAAGUUGGAGUCGGCGACAGACCAGUCCAAGAAAAAAGCCAAGGAGGAGAUAGUUGACAUCGAUGACCCGGAGACACGCAGGUUCCCGUACCCGUUCAAUGAGCUGCUGAUGUGGGCCGUCCUGAUGAAUAGGCAGAAGAUGUCUCUGUUCUUCUGGCAGCAUGGGGAGGAAAGCAUGGCCAAGGCCCUGGUGGCCUGUAAACUCUGUCGCUCCAUGGGCUAUGAGGCCAAGAAGAGUGACGUGGUCGACGACACCUCCCAGGAACUCAAGGACUACUCCAAUGAAUUUGGCACCCUAGCAGUGGACCUCCUGGAGCAGUCAUUCAGACAGGAUGAAACCAUGGCGAUGAAACUGCUGACCUACGAACUGAAGAACUGGAGUAACAGCACCUGUCUGAAGCUGGCCGUGUCGUCGCGGUUACGACCCUUCGUGGCUCACACCUGUACCCAGCUGCUGCUGUCAGACAUGUGGAUGGGACGACUCAACAUGAGGAAGAACUCCUGGUACAAGGUGAUCCUCAGUAUCCUGGUGCCUCCUGCAAUCCUCCUGUUGGAGUACAAGACAAAGGCAGAGAUGUCCCACAUCCCUCAGAGUCAGGACGCCCAUCAGAUGACCAUGGAGGACAGCGAACACAACUUCCAUAACACCACCGACAACAUACAGAUGGAUGUGUUCCAGGAGGCGAAGGUGGAUGACAACGUGGAGGUGAAGGAUGAGGCGGAGACACAGGUCCGCUCCCGAAGACUUCCUCUAACCAGGAAGUUCUACGCCUUCUACCACGCCCCCAUCGUCAAAUUCUGGUUCAACACGCUGGCGUACCUGGGUUUUCUGAUGCUUUACUCGUUUGUCGUUCUGGUCCGGAUGCCCGAGUUUCCGUCUCCUCAAGAGUGGGUGGUCAUCCUCUACAUAUUUACCUCCGCCAUCGAGAAGAUACGAGAGAUGUUUAUGUCUGAAGCUGGGAAGAUUAGCCAGAAGGUUAAAGUCUGGUUCAGUGACUAUUUUAACCUCUCAGACUUCCUGGCUAUUGUCACCUUCUUUGUGGGCUUUGGAUUGAGGAUCGGAGGAGAGGAUGUGCUUGUCCCAGGCCGGACUGUGUAUUGCUUGAAUAUCAUCUUCUGGUAUGUGAGACUCCUAGAUAUUCUGGCAGUCAACCAGCAAGCAGGACCAUAUGUGAUGAUGAUCGGUAAAAUGGUGGCCAAUAUGUUUUAUAUUGUGGUGAUCAUGGCGGUGGUGUUGUUGAGUUAUGGCGUGCCGCGGAAAGCCAUCCUGUACCCAAAUGAGGAGCCCAGUUGGACGCUGCUCAAAGAUGUGGUCUUCCAGCCGUACUGGAUGAUGUACGGGGAAGUGUAUGCGUAUGAAAUUGACGUGUGUGCCAAUAAUACUGAUACGAAUGUGAAAUCCCUGUGCUCCACUUCAGUGUGGAUCACUCCUUUCCUACAAGCAGUCUACCUCUUUGUCCAAUACAUAUUGAUAGUUAACCUUCUCAUCGCCUUCUUCAAUAAUGUGUACCUCCAAGUGAUGUCAAUCAGUAAUCUGGUAUGGAAGUACCAGAGGUAUCAUUUCGUCAUGGCCUACCAUGAGAAGCCAGUCCUCCCUCCUCCCCUCAUCCUCCUCUCCCACCUAGUCUCUUUCUUCUCCUGCAUCUGUCACAAGAGGAAGAAGGACAGUCACUCUUACGGACCAAAGUUGUUUCUAACGGAGGAGGAUCAGAAGAAGCUCCAUGACUUUGAGGAGCAGUGUGUGGAGACGUACUUCCAUGAGAAAAACGACCAGUUCCACUCAGGGAGCGAUGAGCGCAUCCGCCUCACAUCAGACAGGGUUGAGACCAUGUGUAUCCAGCUGAAGGAGGUCGGUAAUAGAGUGAACUUCAUCAAGCGUUCCCUCCACACGCUGGACUCUCAGAUCGGCCACCUUCAGGACCUGUCAGCUCUGACCGUGGACACCCUGAAGACCCUGACCGCCCAGAGGGCCUCUGAAGCCAGCAAGGUCCAUAACCAGAUCACCAGGGAGCUCAGUCUGUCCAAAAACUUUGCCCCCAGCCUGGCUCCCACCCCCCAGGACCCUACCCCCCAAUCCAAGGGGGUCAAACGUAGCGUGGGCGCCUACUUUGGUUCCUCCUUCCCCCAGGUGUCCGGGGUGGUGGUGGGGGGCAACAUGGCUGAUUCUCUGUUUGGGAGUGGGGUGGACCCAAACCCGCCACUGACGCUCAGUCCCCCAGAGCGGAGAGGAGACUGGGCUGGGCUGGGGCACCAAGCUACUGCUGCUAUAGAGGCUGGAUCCUCCACGGGUGGCAGUGCUAGUCACAGUGCCUUCUCCCUCUGCCCAGCUCCGGCGCCCCCUACUGUCAGUCCUCCAGAGCUGCGGCUACGAGGCCACUCCUUCACCCAGUGGCAGCUGACCCGUCCAGAGCAGGUGGGCAUCUCCGACUGCCCCUCCAGCCUGCCCAGCGUGCCCUCUGCUAGGGCUGCUUUCUACGUCAGCUCUACCCCCUCCCAGCCCUCGGUCUCCAGCCACCCAGAACUCAGCCUGGUUGGGCCAGACAAAGACAGAACCUCUGCUUCCACCUCAGCCUUUGCUGUAGAGUUUGGUGCGUUUGUUGGUCAUAAAGACAACCUGCACCUGGACCUGCAGCGCUCCUUCCCCAGAGACCUCUCCUCCAGACAGCUCAGCCCAGCCACGCAGCCCAGGGAACAGGGUCAUCCUGAAGGCCAAGGUAAUAUGAGGACGGUCAACUCAUAUGCUGGCUUCACUGAGUUUGACCGGAGUCCCUCCUUCCUCCAUCCAGACUCCUCUCUCAGUAAGCGAGAGAGGAGCGGCGUGUCAGCGGAAGACAUCCUCAUCCACGAAGACCCCAGAGCUGCACUACUACUGGAGAGGGCUCAGGUCAAGACAGCUCAGGCCAGCAGCCUCAGGGCACCAGGGGAGGACUCAGGUAUAAAUGCUGCAUCAUGUCUCUACAGACACGCCCAUCUGGGGAGCAGGAAGGAUUCAAUUGGUUCCCCUUUCAAGCCAAUGGAAAGCUACCAAUACUCGGCUGUGGAGCGUAACAACCUGAUGAGGCUGUCUCAGAGCAUCCCCUUCACCCCAGUGCCCCCUAGAGGUGAGCCAGUAACAGUGUAUCGUCUUGAGGAGAGUUCUCCCAACACCAUCAACAACAGCAUGUCCUCCUGGGCUCACAAAGGUCUCUGUGCCAAGAUAGAGUUCCUCAGUAAGGAGGAGAUGGGAGGGGGGCUGCGACGUGCACUCAAGGUGCUGUGUACGUGGUCGGAGUAUGACAUUCUGAAGCCAGGUCACCUGUAUAUCGUUAAGUCCUUCCUACCAGAGGUGGUCCAGACCUGGCAGAGCAUCUACAAGGAGGACACUGUACUGCUGCUCUGUCUCAGGGAAAUUCAACAGCAGAGAGCUGCUCAGAAACUGACAUUUGCCUUCAACCAAAUGAGGCCCAAGAAUCCUUACUCUCCCAGGUUUCUGGAGGUGUUUCUGUUGUACUGUCACUCAGCAGGCCAAUGGUUUGCUAUAGAGGAGUGUAUUACUGGAGAGUUCAGGAAGUUUAACAAUAACAACGGGGACGAGAUUGUCCCAACCAACCUUCUGGAGGAGACCAUGUUGGCCUUCAGCCACUGGACAUACGAGUACACCCGGGGAGAGCUGUUAGUGCUGGACCUACAAGGAGUGGGGGAGAUUCUGACUGAUCCGUCUGUCAUAAAGAGUGGAGAGAAGGGGUCAUAUGACAUGAUAUUUGGUCCUGCCAACCUGGGAGACGACGCCAUCAGAAACUUCCGGGCCAAACACCACUGCAACUCUUGCUGCAGGAAACUCAAACUUCCCGAUCUGAAGCGGAACGAGUACACGCCGGACAAACUGAUGCUGCCUCAGGACGAAUCACACGACCCCGGAAGCGGGACCCGCCAUUCGAUGAGGCUCAUGCUCUGAUCCUAAAGGACACAGCCAGAGAGAAGAGGCCGGUGCUGUUAUUCUAUUGGCCAAUGCCAGAGAGGACAAAGGAAAAACUAGUGUGCACACCUCAUGGCUAGAAGGGAUCCAGCUUUUGUCAAAUUAGCAUCAGAUUUGACUUAAUGCAGCAGGUUAGGAGAAUUGUUAAUGUUAGGAAAAGAUUUAGGGUUAGCAACAAAAAAAAUAUAUACUUUUUACAUUAAUUUGACAAAAGCUGGAUAAGGUUGGUCUAGCCAUGACCCAUCUCAUCAACUGGAAGAGCCACGCCUGUGUUUCCAUGGAGACCCAUGUAUGCAUGCAGAACUGUGUUACUUUUGUAUCUGUCCAACCAAUGCCAAUCAGCAACCAACAUGAUUAUUCAAAAAAUGUGUAAAUGGGGAACAAAACUUUUUAAAUAUGUUUUUUACUACAAGUUUAUAUGUUAUGAGUGUGUAUGUGUAUAUAUCUAUAUAAAUGGCUAUCAACAGGUACAAUAUCAUUGCAUAAAGAGACAGUACUUAUUCUGAACUAUGAAAAGUUGCCUUGUAUAAACUAAAGUGCAUUGUCUAGCUGUAGUGCAGGACUGUAAGGGUCAACCUGCUGAGAUACAAUUUGCAACACUUUAUACAGAAUGUCACCAGAUACUUUUUUAUAAAUGUAAAAUACAUGUAUUAUUAUGGAAUUAGUGGUUCAUAUUUAAUGAGAAGACACAUGAAUUUGAAAAUCUUGUAAAAUAUGGGCAGAUUGCAAUGCAACUUUUACAGUACAUAUAUGUACUAAUUGUGUUGAACUCUUCUGAAAUGUGUCCACUGAUUAUUUCUGAUAGUUUUUAAAUGUUACAAUGCUGGUACUAUUAUUGUUAUUUCUUUGUCAUCACGCAAAUACCAAUCUAGUGUAUCUUAUAGAUACUUAUAUCUGCUACUGAGCAGAUGCUGUUUUAUUCAGGGGCGUGUAAAGGGUCUAUAACUCUAUACAUGUUCUACUGUAUAACAUUUUAAACUAAUAAAAUGACAGUUAUGUCCCAUUCCUUGUA